Messenger RNA from Pangasianodon hypophthalmus (striped catfish), 1515 nucleotides. RefSeq names its product Rho family GTPase 3b (gene rnd3b). NCBI's taxonomy places the organism in Eukaryota, Metazoa, Chordata, Actinopteri, Siluriformes, Pangasiidae. Gene Ontology annotation, biological process: small GTPase-mediated signal transduction. Gene Ontology annotation, molecular function: GTPase activity; GTP binding. The record is from RefSeq and is a predicted model, not a curated record. Bases 282 to 959 code for a protein of 225 amino acids. The transcript is spliced from 5 exons.
GGGCUGCUACAUUUGGAGUGCACACUUCAGAGAGGAAAGACAGCCACUGUGAACUUCUUGCAGUCCCGCGUCCCGCCUGCACCGUGUCCUGUCCGCGCGCUCACCGGAAUAACCACGUGAUUAGUUUGCGACGUCACCUAAAUACCAUCCGGAGACUGAAGGAAUGUAGCCGUUGCGCUGGUUCUCCGGUGCAGUGAUGGUGUGAAAUGGCUCGCGGAGGCCCGGUCCCGUCGCUGCUCGCUCACACUGCAAGCAGCUGAAGUUGCGGCGGUAGCGCGAGGAUGGAGCACGCGGCCGAUGUGAAGUGUAAGAUGGUGGUGGUGGGAGACAGCGCGUGCGGCAAAACCGCCCUGCUCACCGUCUUCGCCAAAGACUGCUUCCCGGAGAGCUACGUGCCGACAGUGUUUGAGAACUACACGGCCAGCUUUGAGAUCGACUCCCUCCGAGUGGAGCUCAGCCUCUGGGACACAUCCGGAUCACCAUACUACGACAACGUGCGUCCUCUUUCAUACCCUGAUGCAGACGCAGUGCUCAUCUGUUUCGACAUCAGCCGACCAGAAACGCUGGACAGCGUGCUCAGGAAGUGGAAGGGUGAGAUUGAGGAAUUCUGUCCCAACACCAAAAUGCUCCUGGUUGGUUGCAAGUCAGACCUGCGCACAGACCUGGCAACCUUUGUGCAGCUCUCCAAUGAGUUGCCACUGACUUACGAUCAGGGAUCAAACAUGGCCAAGCAGAUCUCAGCUCCUUACAUUGAGUGUUCUGCACUGCAGUCGGAGAACAGUGUGAGAGACAUUUUCCACGUGGCUGCUUUGGCCUGCGUCAACAAGAGCAACAAAAAUGUAAAGCGUCACAAGUCUUCCAGAGCCACCAAGCGAUCUUCACACAUGCCUGGCAGAGCCGAGCAUGAUUCAAUGUCGUGUCUGCACAAGAGCAAGGCCAAAACCUGUUCUGUCAUGUGAAGAACCAUCAGAAACUCUUUUAUGGGUUGAUAUUUUACUUGGAUUUGUUUCCCUUCAAGAUUGAAAGCAUGAACUUGGAAACAUUGGAAACAGUUUUUUGCACUUUACACAAAUUCAUUGACUCCUCCAAGAUGGUGACACUAUAUACCAUGAUUUUGAGGAGUGCCGCAGCUCUGAAGCUUGGAAUCCGAGAGACCUGAAUUAAUGAAGUGUUCAUUGCUGUGCCAAAACCUGAUUCCCCUUUUAAAUAUAUGCAGCACAGAAAUGGUGGAUUCAGAUACAUCGAGCAAACUUCAAGUAGGAGAAAGGAACCUUUUGUAGUCAGUUAGAAUCUCAGUCAGUAUACAAUACGAAAUGUCAAGGGAGAACUAGCACCUAGACCCUGUUUUUAUUUCAGUGAAAUAAUUUAUGGAUGUAUCUAACUUUACUUUAGUGAAAAUAAACUCAAACGUGACCCUUGACCAAAGCAGAACUUGAUGGAACCUGAUGGUUAGUCUUCUCAGACCUGAGGAAUUUUGUAAAUGAACUUUGAAGCAAUAAAUAACUGUUAACCUCC